AGCUCCUUGAUUAAAGUUACUUUCAGUGUAAUGACGGCGAAUAUGUCAUCUUUUGUAACAGCACAGCGCGGGAAACGCUAAUGUCGUUUUUUUUCUGUUUGCGUGGGCAGAUUAUCGUCAAAGUGGGAUUUUAGCAGAAAUGAUUUUGGCUGCUCGCUCGCGGCUCCGGUGUUUGUCCGCUGGAGGACUCGGGCCGCUGGGCGGGUCGUCCUGCGUGGGACAGUCCACGUGGAGCAAAGUGGUGUCUGAGGCGGAGAAGAUUGUGGGUUACCCGACGUCCUUCUGGAGCCUCCGCUGUCUGCUCAGCGACGAACUCAGCAACGUGGCCAUGCAGGUCCGGAAACUGGCCGGAACCAGACACCCGUUACUCAGCAUGGCCAGAGGCUUCGUCUACGACAGCAAGAACAAUCUUCAGAUGAGGGGACUCGUUGUUUUGCUCAUGUCAAAAGCGGCGGGGCCGAGCCACGCAGCACAUGAUCUCCUGGACCAGAACAUGGUCAGCGGCAUCUAUAGCAGUCAGCGCAACUUGGCAGAAAUCACAGAGCUGGUUCACACGGCCUUCCUGGUGCAUCGUGGGAUCGUUGAUCUGAAGGAAUGGACGGUUUCUGACGGGCCUCUGAAAGACAUGCAGUUCGGGAACAAGAUGGCCGUUCUGGGUGGCGACUUCAUGCUGGCAAACGCGUGCACUGGACUGGCUCAGCUAAAUAACACAAAGGUUGUUGAACUGAUCUCAGGUGCCAUUGGUGAUAUGGUUCAAGGCAUCUACUACGAGAAUUCCAGUAACUCUGAGUUAAAUAGUCUCACUGAUGUUGUCAACAUGGCUACGUGGGAGGAGCAAAUGUUUCUUUCCCAUGGGGCAUUGCUCGCCAAGAGCUGUCAAGCUGCGAUGGAGCUUGCCAAGCACGACAAGGAGUCACAAAGACUGGCCUACGAGUACGGAAGACACCUGUCAUUAGGCUACAAGGUGAACUCGGACUUGCAGCGGUUUCUAAAAAGUGGUGCAGGAGACCCGGCGGUGUUCAGUUUCAGCUCCGCCCCUGUGAUAUUCCACCGUCAGAUCGUUGGACAGGAGCGAUGGCACCUUCAGCUGCAGCAGGCGACAACUUCAAGAAACCAGAUCGAUUAUUCAAAGCUUCUGGCAGCAGUUACCUCAGAACAAGGCGUGAGCUCAGCGGUGGACUUGUGCUGUUACCAUGGAAACAAGGCGCUGGAGGCUAUCCAGGCUUUCCCGUCCUCCGAGGCUCGAGAUGCCUUACAGAACUUUGCCUCUGCCAUCACCAAAUUUUGACCGAGACGCACACGUGCAGAGUGCAUCUGUCAGCAUACGCUGGGCACUCAGAAGACAAAUGAACUUUUCAGCUCUGUGCUGACUCAGAUCUCCAAAAACCGCUCUGGAUGCAACAUCUGAACAACGGCGCCCGCAAGAUGGUCGUCAUCUGAUAAAUGAAAGAAAUAAACGCACUUUAUUUCA
Messenger RNA from Thalassophryne amazonica, 1471 nucleotides. It is a transcript of the gene pdss2, whose product is annotated as prenyl (decaprenyl) diphosphate synthase, subunit 2. Gene Ontology annotation, cellular component: mitochondrion; transferase complex. The transcript is spliced from 8 exons. The record is from RefSeq and is a predicted model, not a curated record. Gene Ontology annotation, molecular function: prenyltransferase activity. Gene Ontology annotation, biological process: isoprenoid biosynthetic process; ubiquinone biosynthetic process. Lineage: Eukaryota; Metazoa; Chordata; Actinopteri; Batrachoidiformes; Batrachoididae. Bases 140 to 1288 code for a protein of 382 amino acids.